This is a messenger RNA of Microtus ochrogaster (prairie vole), 942 nucleotides long. RefSeq names its product olfactory receptor 1f45-like. The record is from RefSeq and is a predicted model, not a curated record. Gene Ontology annotation, cellular component: membrane. Gene Ontology annotation, biological process: G protein-coupled receptor signaling pathway. Gene Ontology annotation, molecular function: olfactory receptor activity; G protein-coupled receptor activity. NCBI's taxonomy places the organism in Eukaryota, Metazoa, Chordata, Mammalia, Rodentia, Cricetidae.
AUGAGAGGCAGCAACCAGUCGAGUGUCUCUGAGUUCCUCCUCCUGGGGCUCUCCAGGGAUCCCCAGCAGCAGCAGCUCCUUUUCCUGCUCUUCUUCACCAUGUACCUGGCCACUGUCCUGGGGAACCUGCUCAUCAUCCUGGCCAUCGGCACAGACUCCCGCCUGCACACCCCCAUGUACUUCUUCCUCAGCAACUUGUCCUUCGUGGAUGUCUGCUUCUCCUCCACCACUGUCCCCAAGGUGCUGGCCAUGCACAUACUCAGGAAUCAGGCCAUUUCCUUCUCUGGGUGUCUUACACAACUAUAUUUUCUUUGUGUGUUUGCUGUUAUGGACAAUUUCCUGCUGGCUGUGAUGGCCUAUGACCGGUAUGUAGCCAUCUGCCACCCUUUACACUACAGAACAAAGAUGACCCAUCAGCUCUGUGCCUUCCUUGUGUUUGGGUCAUGGGUGGUAGCCAGCCUGAAUGCUUUGUUUCAGACUUUGCUCAUGGCUCGGCUCUCAUUCUGUGCAGACAACACCAUCCCCCACUUUUUCUGUGACGUUACUCCUCUCCUGAAUCUGUCCUGCUCAGACACACACCUCAAUGAGCUGGCGCUCCUUUUUGUCGCUGGGCUGAUAAUGAUAGCUCCCUUUGUUUGUAUCCUCGUCUCUUACAUCCUUAUUGCUUGUGCUAUCCUGAGAGUCUCAUCCCCAAGGGGAAGAUGGAAAGCCUUCUCCACCUGCAGCUCCCACUUGGCUGUAGUCUGCCUCUUCUAUGGCACCAUCAUAUCCCUGUACUUCAACCCCUCCUCCUCUCGCUCAGCUGGGAGGGACAUGGCAGCUGCCAUGAUGUACACGGUGGUGACCCCCAUGCUGAACCCGUUCAUCUACAGCCUGAGGAACAAGGACAUGAAAGGGGCUUUAAGGAGAGUGCUUACCUUGAAAUAUUUAUCUACUCAAUAG